AUGGAACAUGCAGUUAGUAACUCUAAUGGAAAAAUUUGGCUUUUUUGGUCUAACGCAAUCACUGGUAAUAUUCGUGAAAAUAGUGAGCAACAUAUCACAGGAGACUUCAAGCAUUCUGAUCUUACUGAAGGUUUCAUGGUGUCCUUCAUUUAUGCUAAGUGUAAGGAACAUAUGAGAAGACCUUUGUGGGAUAGUCUACUACAGUAUGCUAGCUUGGACAUACCUUGGUGUACCAUUGGAGACUUCAAUGUUAUCACCAAUAUAGAGGAAAAGCUUGGGGGAAUGCCUUACAACAUGAAUAAGAGCUUUGAGUUUAUAGGUGUGAUUGAAGCCUGUGGCCUUACUGAUCUGGGCUUUACAGGUAUACCUUUCACUUGGUGUAACCAAAGGACUGCACAAGCUAGAGUUUGGAAGAGGUUGGACAGGUCCAUGGUCAAUGACAAGUGGCUAGAGAUCAUGCCACAAACUACUAUUGAACAUCUAUCCUCAGUUGGAUCUGAUCACAACCCUCUUUUGAUGGAAUUGGUUAGGAAAAAUGAGAAUCACAUCAAAUAUUUCAAGUUCCUUCAUUGCUGGGUGGAUAAUGUUAAUUUUAUGGAGACGGCUCGAAAGUGUUGGGAUACGGAUGUCACAGGUGAUCCUAUGUGGCAACUUCAUCAGAAAAUGAAGAGGCUAACACACACUCUUAGCAACUGGUCAAAGAAUGAAUAUGGAGAUAUUUAUGCCAAAGUGAAAGAAUUUGAAGAAACUAUCAAGAAGGCUGAGGAGGAACUGCUUACACAUAACACUGAAGCACUGAGACAACAACUACAUCUCAUGAAUGCCAAUUAUAUUAGAUAUUUGAAGUUGGAGGAAUCCAUCCUUAAACAAAAGACUCAACUCCAAUGGUUUAAGGAAGGAGAUGCCAACACCAAAUAUUUUCACGCUUUGAUGAGGGGUCGAAGAAGAAGACUCUUUAUACAUAAAAUCUGUACAGGGAAUGAUGUGUGGGUUCAAGGGGAUGAGCAGAUAGCACAAGCAACCUGUGAUUACUUCCAGGAAAUGUUUACUGGUCACAAUCGCAGAAUAGAUGGAAGAAUCCUUCAAUAUUUGCCUACUCUAGUCACGCCUGAGCAGAACCAGAAACUGCAGGAAAUGCCUACUUUGGAGGAACUAAAGCAGGUGGUGUUUGCCAUGAAUCCAAACUCAGCACCUGGCCCUGAUGGUAUUGGUGGUAAAUUUUACCAAGCAUGCUGGAACAUAAUUAAAGAGGAUCUGCUAGCUGUUGUACAACACUUUUUUUGUGGUCACAUUAUGCCCAAGUUUAUGUCUCAUGCAUGUUUGGUUUUGCUUCCCAAAAAGGAGUAG
This is a messenger RNA of Solanum verrucosum, 1347 nucleotides long. RefSeq lists its product as uncharacterized. The coding region runs from base 1 to 1347 and encodes 448 amino acids. The record is from RefSeq and is a predicted model, not a curated record. NCBI's taxonomy places the organism in Eukaryota, Viridiplantae, Streptophyta, Magnoliopsida, Solanales, Solanaceae. The transcript has a single exon.